ACAGCUACUCUCAAAACAUCCAAAUAUCAACAAAAUGCCUUUUGAAAAACAGAGAAAAAAGUCAGCAUUUUCCAAGGGACAUGCAUACAUACCUGGUAGGAGAUAUGGAGAUCUCAAAGAAAAACACACUCUUCCAUGGAAAAGGCUCACAUAUGAGGACCAGGACUGCAUUGUUCAGCAGGAUAAAGAUGUACUGAGGACCCCAUUACUGGAUGGCACGGAUGGCCUAAAACUACUGAGGCCAAAGCCAAAAUCACCAGACCAUGAAAAUACUGACAAUGAUAUUUGCCAUGUUAUGAGUGUUAAAAAAGUUGAAGACCUGUUGUCUCAUGUAGUAAGGCAUACUAAUGAAAGCCCAAAAUGUCACAAUCCAGCCAUAAGAAUAUACACGCAAAAAUGGGGAGUUACGUGUACAUUAACGUAUGAGUGUACUCGCUGCGGUUUUCAAUCACAAAACUUCAAAAUGUAUAACAUCGUAAAGACUCAGAAAAGAGGACGAAAAGCAGCCGUGAAUAACAUUGGACUUCAUGCUGGCAUUAAUGAAUCAACAAUUGGCGUAAAAAAGGUACAGAUAGCAUUUGCGGCCUGUGGAAUUGAGCCUCCAAACACAAGUAGCAUGUACAAGACCUCAAACCAAGUAGGAUCAGCUAUUCUUACCGAGGCAAGGAGGGACAUAUUUGAGAAAAUAGAAUAUGUCAAAAAGUUGAAUAACCUUAAAGGCGAAAGCGAUACUAAUGCAGUAGAUAUUUCUAUUGAUGCAAUGUAUAAUUCAAAUCAAAUCGCAUCAAGAAAUAAAUACGGCCAGAGUGCUACACAAGCAUACACAACAGUUCGAGAGCACAACACGAAGAGAAACUUUAUAAUUGGUGCCCAUGUAGCAAACAAAUUAUGCUGGGUGGGAGCGUAUUUACGCGGAAAAGGGUAUGAAAAUGUCAAAUGUCCUGGUCAUUCUGGUUGUACGGCAAAUUAUGAUAGAGCAACACCACUUUCGGAACGUCACCUGGCUUAUAUGAUUGGAAGAAAUUUAUCGCACGAAGGCUUGAACCCUAAUUUGGUUAUCAGUGAUGGGGACUCUCAAUCCAUAAAUGGUCUCAAUGACGCGAUUCCUGAGAAUAAAAUGAUUGCACAAAAAGACCCUAUUCAUUCAGCCCAGUGCCAAUUUCGCGCAGUUCAGCGAGCAGAAUUUUCUAACGACAUGUUUGGUUUGAACACGCCAAAUAUAUCGGUAGGCCAAACUAUGGAGACUGCACCGACACAGGAUGUUGCAGAUGGAUUCCUGUCGGACGAUGAGUCCCAGGAAGAAGUCUGGGGUAGAUUUUUUCCGCUUGGGACGAGCUUCUAUGCAUUGGAUUUUACAAAGGAUCAGUAUACAUUUGGAAGAGGGGACACGUGCGACUAUCCAUUUAAUACAGCAGCAAUGAAACAGCAUAAAUGUUUCCAAGCCUACAGCAAAGUUCACUUCACUAUAUUUAGGGAAAACACGUCUACAGGAAUGCAUGUCUUUCUAGAAGACAGAUCAAGUAAUGGAACUUUUAUUAAUGGGGAAAAAGUUGGCAAGAACAACAGACAAGCUUUAAACAACAACGACGAGGUAGCACUAUCUAUAAAGAAGAACAAAGCUUUUGUGUUCAUGGAUGUUACGCAAGGGGAAGAUAUGAGUCUCCCGCCAGAGAUUAGGGAAAAAUAUACAAUGUCAAAAACACUUGGAAGGGGAGCUUGUGGAGAGGUGAAACUAGCCUUUGAGAAAGGAUCUUGUAAAAAGUUUGCAGUAAAAAUUAUAUCCAAGAAAAAGUUUACAAUAGGUGGAAACCAUCACGUGAAUUUAGCCAACCAAGUCAUGACUGAGGUGAAAAUAUUAAAAUCACUUAAACAUGCUUGCAUAAUUGCCAUAGAAGAUGUUAUAGACACCCAAGAUACGCUGUUUAUUGUACUUGAACUAGUUGAAGGUGGUGAGUUGUUUGACAGAGUCACGAGUCUUGGCCAAAUAAAAGAGCCCACAGCCAAACUGCUCUUCUAUCAAAUGGUGCUAGCAAUAAAGUAUCUUCAUGACCAAGACAUAACACAUAGGGACUUAAAGCCAGAGAAUAUUCUUCUGGCAUGUGACGGUGAUGAGACCUUAGUAAAGGUUACCGAUUUUGGUCUCUCUAAGUUUGUUGACGCAAAUACCAUGAUGAAGACAUUCUGCGGGACACCUAAUUAUCUGGCCCCUGAGAUAUUAAAGACUGCUGGGAUGGGCAAGUACAACAACAAAGUGGACUGCUGGGCACUUGGAGUCAUUUUGUUUAUCAUGCUGGCUGGGUAUCCCCCAUUCACUGAGGAACGCAAGGAUAUGGAUCUCCCUAAGCAGAUAAUGGGAGGACAUUAUGACUUCCCAAAAGUUCAUUGGAAGGGCAUCUCAAACACAGCCAUUGAUCUGAUUAAGCAGCUGAUGAAGGUCAAGCCUGCAGACAGGAUCUCAAUGGAGAAGGCUUUGGAACACCCAUGGCUGAAGGACAAUGAAAUGAAGAACAAAGCUGAUGCUAUUAUAAAGGCAGCUAAUGCACAGAGAGGAGAGAUGCCACCACCAGCCGUUAAUGCAGUAAGUCCUAGGAAGAGAAGCGCCUCCGCUAGUAAUGGUUCAGAAGAAAAUGAUACCAAGAGAAAGUCCCUAAAAACGCCACCUAUAGAAGACUCAUAA
Messenger RNA from Owenia fusiformis, 2677 nucleotides. The record is from the annotation of a GenBank genome assembly. Lineage: Eukaryota; Metazoa; Annelida; Polychaeta; Sabellida; Oweniidae.